Molecule: messenger RNA, 1582 nt
Organism: Perognathus longimembris pacificus (Pacific pocket mouse)
Lineage: Eukaryota; Metazoa; Chordata; Mammalia; Rodentia; Heteromyidae
Gene: Itm2a
Product: integral membrane protein 2A
Exons: 6
Coding region: 126-917 (263 amino acids)
Biological process (GO): negative regulation of amyloid precursor protein biosynthetic process
Cellular component (GO): plasma membrane; extracellular exosome; Golgi apparatus
Molecular function (GO): amyloid-beta binding
Source: RefSeq, a predicted model, not a curated record
GCAGCAAUAGGCAGACAGCGAGAAAGUAAGGUGUUGCUUAGGCAAGCAGGAUCCCUUUCUCUUCCAACCUGCAGCCCAGGACGCUGAUUCGAGCCGCGCCUUACCGCGCUGCCCGAAGAUACACCAUGGUCAAAAUCGCCUUCAACACCCCUACAGCAGUGCAAAAGGAGGAGGCGCGGCAAGACGUGGAGGCCCUCGUGAGCCGCACCGUCCGCGCUCAGAUCCUCACCGGCAAGGAGCUCCGAGUUGCCACUCAGGAAAAAGACAGCUCCUCAGGAAGAUGCAUGCUUACCCUCUUAGGCCUUUCAUUCAUCUUGGCAGGACUUAUUGUCGGUGGAGCCUGCAUUUACAAGUACUUCAUGCCCAAGAGCACCAUUUACCAUGGAGAGAUGUGUUUCUUUGAUUCUGAGGACCCUGUCAAUUCCCUUCGUGGAGGAGAGCCUUACUUCCUGCCUGUGACAGAGGAGGCUGAUAUUCGUGAGGAUGACAAUAUUGCUAUCAUUGAUGUCCCUGUUCCCAGUUUCUCUGAUAGUGACCCUGCAGCAAUCAUCCAUGACUUUGAAAAGGGAAUGACUGCUUACCUGGACCUGCUUCUGGGGAACUGCUAUCUGAUGCCCCUCAAUACCUCCAUUGUUAUGCCUCCAAAGAAUCUGAUGGAGCUCUUUGGCAAACUGGCGAGUGGCAAAUAUUUGCCUCACACUUAUGUGGUUCGUGAAGACCUGGUGGCUGUGGAGGAAAUCCGGGAUGUUAGUAACCUUGGCAUCUUUAUUUACCAACUUUGCAACAACAGAAAGUCCUUCCGCCUUCGUCGCAGAGACCUCUUGUUGGGUUUCAACAAACGUGCCAUUGAUAAGUGCUGGAAGAUUAGACACUUCCCUAAUGAAUUUAUUGUUGAGACCAAGAUCUGUCAAGAGUGAGAAACAACAGACAGAGUAUCCUUGGUAAUACAAAGUCAGAGAUUUACAAUACGAAUUUGACAUUCAAGUUAAUGGGAUACUCAAGAUAUUUACUCAUGCAUUUACUCUAUUGCUUAUACUGAAAAAAGAAAGAAAGUACUAACCACUGCAAGCAAUUGUCAAAUUUUAGUUUUGUUGGCAUUGCUUGCUGUUUGAAACUGAAAUGAAAUCAUUAUUAUCUUUCUUUUAAAUUUAUAGGGUUUAGAUUUCUGAGAACAGCAUGAAUGUGUCAGCUAACAUCUUGACAAUCAAUUCCAUCCUGUUUUUAUCUAAAGCAAGCUCUUCAUACAAUCAUUUAUUAGAGCAUGCUUUCAAUUUAACAUAUUUAAAAUUGUGUUUUGAUGUUUUGUGUAAAGCAUGUCAAAUCUAUGAACAUUGUUUUACUUUGUUUUCAUUUUGUUCAGCUUUCCUGACUUUAGAAAUUACAUCUUUGCAUUUCCGUUAGGUGCUCUUUAAUGAAUCUGAUUUAUAUGUGAACAGUUUUCAUGAGAAGGUCAUUUUCACUAAUGUAAUAAUUCUUUCUCAAUCAUACCCAUAUUGUGAAAUCCACAAAACUGUACAGGUGCUGAAUGCAGUAAGGAGUUUUGGUUGUAUGAAUUCUACAACCCUAUAAUAAAUUUUGACUG